UUUUGGAAAAUGCAGGACGACGUGAUUUAUGGAAUUAUACUGGUCGUGUCAUUUGGCAUCGGACUAUUUGUUCGACAAAUAACAGACCCAGAGAGAAAGAGACUAAUAUGUAGUAUAGCAGGCGCUGUUCUUGCUGUUGUAAAUUGCCACGUACAUAUUUACCACUCCCUGGUAUUGGUCAUCGGAAGUUGUCUACUGAUAAAAAUCUGUGGACCCAGAAAAUGUCAGCUGUAUGGAUAUAUAUGGUGUUUUGGGUACCUUGUUUUCUUCAGAACUUGCCAUCAUUUUGGUUUACCUAAGCCAUCACCAGUGUCCAAUGCAUUGCAGUUAUUUUUAACAUUGAAGCUGGUUGCAUUAGGGUUUGAGAUACAUGAUACUCAUGAGCUGUCUAAGAAGGGUGAUACUCCAGAAGAAGAAUCGACUUUACAGAGAAAGUACAGAAGUAUUUACCCAUCAUCAAUAGAUAUACUACAAUAUUCAUAUUGUUAUAUAGGACUGUUUACAGGUCCGUAUUACAAGUACAGAACAUAUGAAGACUUCAUACAAAAUAGGAACUCUCCCAAUAUACCAGUGAAAGAGUUUGUUAUAGAGAGGUUAAAGUAUAUCCCUGUGAUAGCUUUAACAUUCCUGGGUAUGUCCCAGUUCUUCAGUAUACAGUAUGUAGAAACAGAAGAAUUUUAUGAGCAUCCAUUUUGGUUCCGAUUAUUUUAUAUGGUGCCUAUGUUUAUGAUAUUCCGUACCAGACUUUACAUGGCCUGGCUGGUAUCAGAAAGUAUGUGUAUGACUUCUUCAUUAGGGGCCUACCCAGUAGAGGCAAAAGCAAAAUAUGGCCAGGGUCCAACUGAUCUUACAGGUCUAGACAAAAGUUUAUCAAUGUCUAAAUCAGACCAGAAGUAUGAUUACCAGACAGUGUAUAAUUUAAGUAUUUAUGGGUGUGAAUUAGGAAGGACAACCAGAGAAGGGUUACGUAGCUGGAAUAUGACAGUUCAGUAUUGGUUAGCAGCAUUUGUUCAUCGAAGAAUACCAAAACAUCUUAAAAAUUAUGGAGUUGCAAUAACAAUGGCAGUGAGUGCCUUUUGGCAUGGUAUACAUCCUGGAUAUUACCUCAGUUUCAUGUUAGUUCCUGUUAUAGUAUAUGCAGAGGAUGCUAUGAUAUCAACAUUCCGCAAAAAUAGUUCUGAACAAAUGCAGUACUGGUUUGACUGGGCUUGUUUGUUUUUUAAAAUGAGAGGGUUUGAUUACAUGUGUAUGGGAUUUUUGUUACUUAAACUUGACUUAACUUUAGCAUAUUGGAAAUCCAUCUUUUUUAUAGGACAUUUAGUUCCCAUAUUAUUUAUUAUCAUUUGUAAAAUAUUUAAGCCUAAGAAGAAAAAAGAAGAAAAGAAAGAAUAAAUGUUAUGAAUUUUUUUUUUACAGGAAUAUUAUUUUUUUUUAUUCUGUAUACAAUUGUUAAUAUAGAUUUUUUUAAACAUAUACACUUAUAUAUCAGGCUUUAAAUUGUUAAAAAGAAAUACAUGUAUUGCAGAAACGGUUCUUAGAAUACAAACAAAGGUUAUCAGAGCCUUUAAUGAUUGCAACACAAGACUAGGAAUAAGUAUAUGGUACUGUGCAAUAUGAAUAAUGAAAGAUGGAAAAUUGGACUUAUGGGAAAUCAGCAAAAGUAAUAGAAAAAUGUUAAGAAACUAAGUUUGAAGUUUGUUCACUGUAGAUGAAGUUGCAAACAUUUAAAUACCCGCCGGGUAUUCAAAUAACCAGAGAUUUAAGAAAAUGACCUGUUUUCACCCUUAUUUCUGACCGGUAUUUUUUCCGGUAUUUAGAAGUCAAAUAUACUUUCGGGUUUUCUCAGCGUUUUUCCUUUGAAAAGUAAACAAUUGAAAUUAGAAUUUGCUUAUUUACCGUGCCAAUGACAGCUAUCAAAACAUUACAUUUGAUUGAACAGUAACAAUUCAAGGAUUGUUUGUUAAUUGUACCCCAGAAAGUUGAAGCCAGUCAAGCUUGACAUACAAUCUAUGUUCUGAUUAAAAGAUUUGCUGUUUGCAAAUAUCAAAUAUCCUGUAAAAACCAUUUGAAAACAAUUUGAACCUUUUAAUACAUUUCUGUUAGAGAGAAUAAUUUUGUUAUCACUUAAAUGUAAAAGCUUUAAAUCAAAUCCAUAUGCUCUAGAUAUUACACUGAAAGGAAACAAAUUAACUUCUUUCUAUUUAUCUUCCUCCUGUGUAUAGGAGCACAUUAGCUAUAAUUGAUUUCUAAUUAUAUGUGUAGCUGGGAUUUAUGACAUUCAUUAAUAAAAAGAAGUAAACUAGUGUGAAUAAAACAAUAAAAGGGCAUUGCUUUAUAAAGAUAUUUAAUUGAUGAUAAAUAUUUAUAUACUUAACAAAUACAAAAGUGAUUAUUUUUAGGAAACUCAGUGGUACAUGUAUAUGUUAUAGUAUAUAAAAAAAACCUCUCAAUACUAAUAUUGGACCAAAAAAGUUUGUACGCGUUAUGACCUGACAUUUUCUUCUUCAAUGCAGAUCAUGAACUGUAUUUUCAGUUUCAGAGGUUGACAGGUAUGAGCUCAACCCUCUUCCAAAAAUAUAUUGACAUGUUGGAGGUGCAUUUUGAUUUUUUUUUAUCUAUUUACUUUUGGCCAAUGUACGUGCACUAUGUCAAAAUACUCAGGUUUUGCUAUUUUUUUGCUUUUAAGAUCUUGAUAUUCUUCCACAUGACAUUACUCAAAUUAAUUAAAAAGUUUAUAAAAUUGUCCUAAAAAUGGCAUCAUGCAUUUUUUUUUUCAAGCAAAUUAACAGGGCUAAGUAUUAACGUCAAUAAAUUCAUUUAUCUAUUGUGCCUAAAUGACUUGAGCACAAAUGAAGACUGAGAUCAGGUGAAAUACCUGACUGCAAUAUGGGGGUGAAAUAGAUGAAAUAUUUGCUGCUAUUUUGAUAAUAAAUUAUUUAAAGCCUUGCAGAACAAAAUAAAACAAUAGACCAUUUUCGAGUUAUGUCCUUUACGGGAAAAGUUCGUCAAUUAUGCGUGCCUUUAUGACGUCAUUUAUCAGAUAGAGGGGACGGCCUGUAUCCCUGCACUUUUAAAGUUCAUCAAUCUUUUUUGUGAUCAUCAUUAUGCAGGAUAAACUAGAAAUAAUGUUUGUUCUGUAGGUACUUAAUCACAAUUCCCUAAUGACAGCAGUGCUGAUUAUCAAUUAUAAGAAUUUUAGUUUGCCGAAUAAUUCGUGCAAUAUAGCAUUAUAUUUUUUCAAGCGCUCGCUGAACAUGGGAAGGAAGUGACGAUGCCCCUAAACACACAAAUGAUGUUCACUAAAACCAAAGUUUUUGACGGAAAUGCAACGUACUCGAAAGUGGUCUAUUGCAACACUUACUCUUACUUCAGAAAUACUGUGAGAGAACACACACAUAUUACUAAGUUCAGUUUUGUAUUAGAUGAAUAAGGAAAUUUUCACUUUUAAUGUAAUUUAUCGCAAUAUAGGGGUGAAAGAGUAAAUGGUUCAAGUAUUGGAGUUAACUGAAAACAUAAAAACUUAAAUGUAUCAUUUCAUUUUACAUCGUGGAAUUAUAAGAAUUGAUGUAAAAUUGAGAAUGGAAAUGGGGAAUAUGUCAAAGAGACAACAACCCGACCAAAGAGCAGACAACAGCCGAAUGUGUAUUUUUUGCUAUUCAAUAUUUAUCAUGUUAACAUAUAAUGCUUGAUUGAAAGUCUAGAUAAUAUUUAUGUUUGUUUUAAGCUUGCCGCAUGUGUUUAAUUUGCAUUUUUCUUCACUAGUCAAUUCUUCUGCAAAAUUGUGCAGUUGUAUAAUGUAAUGUGUUUGGCAUAAAAUCAUUGUUUUCAAUAGAAUACUAUGUUAAUGUUUAGAAAUAUAGGUCAUAAUAACAUGUUCAAAUCAUAUCACUGUAAACCUAUUUGAAAUGCAUAUAUACCACAAUUUCCAAAUUUCAAUCAUGUCUGGUUGUUUUACAGUAUAGUAGCUACAUGAAUUAUUGUUUUCCAUAGAAGACAGAAAGUACCUACACACCUCUUGUUAAACAUUGACAGCAUACCCUACAGUUCUGUUUCCACACCAUGGUAUUAUAUGAUUAUUGUAUGUAGUAUCACUGAUAUUGUUGAUUAUUGCAAAACAUUUGUACUGUAACACUAACAUUGUUGAUUAUUUGAAAGAAAGGCAUUUAAAUGAACAAUAAAGACAUUUCAAGACAUCUAA
This is a messenger RNA of Mytilus californianus (California mussel), 4198 nucleotides long. Its product is annotated as lysophospholipid acyltransferase 7-like. The transcript is spliced from 7 exons. Gene Ontology annotation, biological process: lipid modification; phosphatidylinositol biosynthetic process. Bases 10 to 1392 code for a protein of 460 amino acids. Lineage: Eukaryota; Metazoa; Mollusca; Bivalvia; Mytilida; Mytilidae. The record is from RefSeq and is a predicted model, not a curated record. Gene Ontology annotation, molecular function: lysophospholipid acyltransferase activity. Gene Ontology annotation, cellular component: mitochondria-associated endoplasmic reticulum membrane contact site; membrane.